GAUGUGGAGAGCCCCCGUUUGAGUGAAAACUCCGUCGUAUCACAUCGACAGAGGCCUUUUUGUAAUCCAAGGGAAAGGAGAGUUUGGUUUUGAUCUUUGUUUUCCGAAACAAGUUCCAAAAACAGAAAGAGAGAAAACGUUUUCUCAAAACACAAUCCCACAAUCCCAAAGCCAUCAUUUCUAGAGGGAAGUAAUAGAAUUUGAGAGAGAGAGGGAGAGAGAGUUGAAGGGGUUACAUGGGUGAGGAGGAGGGAGAUGAGGGUGACCUAAGAUCAAGAACGAGAGCAUCAGGGCCGCCCAAAUGGCUGACCAGCUUCCAGAAAGAUCUGACGGCGGGAGCGGUGAUGGGGGGUGUGGUGCACACGAUCGUGGCCCCAAUUGAGAGAGCCAAGCUUCUGCUGCAGACCCAGGAGAGCAACGUUGCUAUCAUCGCCGGCCGCCACCGGAGGUUCAAGGGCAUGUGCGAUUGUAUCGUUCGUACGGUCAGGGAAGAGGGCAUUCUCUCUCUGUGGAGGGGCAAUGGGAGUAGCGUUUUACGUUAUUACCCCUCCGUUGCUCUCAAUUUCUCCCUUAAGGAUCUUUACAAGAAUAUGCUGAGGUGCAGCAAUUCUCUAGAUGGUCAUGUUACAUAUGGUGUGUCUGCCAACUUCAUAGCAGGCGCUGCUGCAGGUUGUACAACACUAAUUAUCAUCUACCCACUUGAUAUUGCACACACCCGCCUCGCUGCAGAUGUUGGAAAAACUGAAGCUCGUCAGUUCCGUGGAAUCUACCAUUUCCUGAAUACCAUACUGAAGAAAGAUGGGAUUCAAGGGAUCUACAGGGGGCUUCCUGCCUCCCUACAUGGAAUGGUUGUUCACAGGGGCCUUUACUUUGGGGGUUUUGACACAAUCAAAGAAAUGCUCUCAGAAGAAUCCAAACCAGAGUUGGCAUUAUGGAAACGAUGGGCGGCAGCACAAGCAGUGACAACAUCUGCAGGGCUGUUGUCGUAUCCAUUGGACACAGUUCGAAGGCGAAUGAUGAUGCAGUCAGGCUUGGAACGACCCAUGUACAGAAGCACCUUGGAGUGCUGGAGGACGAUCUAUAGAACAGAGGGGGUGGCUUCAUUUUACCGUGGGGCGGUUUCAAACAUGUUUAGGAGUACUGGGGGUGCUGCCAUUUUGGUUUUGUACGAUGAAGUGAAGAAGUUCAUGAAUUGGAGCGGAUUCUAAGCACAAGAAAACUGAUUUUUUUGUUCGUUUGUUAAGAUACAAACGGAUUAGAGUAGAAUGAGGUAGGUUGGAGCAAGGAUUACAGCAACAACAUACUUCUCUGAAGCACAAAUGAGUUUGAUAAGAUUGAUCUGUGAUACUGAAUAGAUGUCAUUCAUAUGCCAUGUUGAUUUUUUGAUGCUCUGGCAAUUGAAACCUCGAUUUUUUUACACAAAUAAGAGAGCAUAAUUUACUUGAAA
Vitis vinifera (wine grape) is the source of this 1447-nucleotide messenger RNA. RefSeq names its product probable ADP,ATP carrier protein At5g56450. Gene Ontology annotation, molecular function: ATP:ADP antiporter activity. The record is from RefSeq and is a predicted model, not a curated record. The coding region runs from base 237 to 1208 and encodes 323 amino acids. Gene Ontology annotation, biological process: mitochondrial ATP transmembrane transport; mitochondrial ADP transmembrane transport. Gene Ontology annotation, cellular component: mitochondrial inner membrane. The transcript has 2 exons. NCBI's taxonomy places the organism in Eukaryota, Viridiplantae, Streptophyta, Magnoliopsida, Vitales, Vitaceae.